Poecilia latipinna (sailfin molly) is the source of this 1013-nucleotide messenger RNA. RefSeq names its product heat shock 70 kDa protein 12A-like. The record is from RefSeq and is a predicted model, not a curated record. The transcript is spliced from 2 exons. The coding region runs from base 253 to 831 and encodes 192 amino acids. NCBI's taxonomy places the organism in Eukaryota, Metazoa, Chordata, Actinopteri, Cyprinodontiformes, Poeciliidae.
GAUAAAUGAACUAAAAACCUGAAUCUCCCUGUAAAAACAUUGAUCAUUGUUCAUAGAGCAGCUCAGUGAGGUUUCUGUGUUUCUACAGAUCCAGCAGGAGGUCAGGAGGUCGUACAGUUUACUGUGGAACCAGAAGAAACCAAAGUCCUGCUGGAGACCCAAAGAGACGGGAAACGGUACCUUGUUGUCGACUGUGGAGGUAAAAAUAGACAUAGUCACUUCACUGUUCAUGAAGUCCUGGAAGGAGGAGACAUGAAGGUGCAUGAGACCUUUGAAAUAUGGCGGGGAGAAAAAUACGUGGACAAUGAAUUCAAACAGUUCCUGGAGAAAAUUUUCUCUGUUGGAAUCUGGAAGGAAUACGAGAAAAACUUCCCCAAUGAGGUUCAGAAAAUCAUGUAUGAUUUUACUUGUCUGGAUGAAGAUGUUCAGAUCCGUUGCCCGGGUAACCUGGUCAUAGUGGCUCAGAAACAGAAACAGAUUGAAACUUUCUUUGAUUCAGUGGAAGGAGCUUCCUGGGAUGAUGGAUCUAUCAGGAUCUCCAGAGAGAAACUGAGAUCUUUCUAUGAUUUUAGUCUGCAGAUAAUCACAGAGACACUCAGAGAAAUAUUAAACCAAAAUCUCAACAUUGGUUUUAGUGUGUUAGUGGGAGGAUUGGCUGAGAGCCAGAUUCUACGUCAGCACAUCACUGAUCAGUUUGGACGUCAGUAUAAAGUCCUGUGUCCUCUUAGACCCCAGGAAGCGAUUCUGAAAGGAGCCGUAGAGCUGGGGAGAAACCCAGAGAUGGUGGAGCCUCAGAGGAAACGUCCAGCUUGGUUCAGAUGUUGGUCAUGAGAUUUUUGUUCUUAAUCAGACAAUGUGUAUAGCUUUCUUGUGUUUUAUUUUGUGUUUGUGAUUGAAUAACUUUUUCCAUGUUCAAUUUUUUUGUUGUUUUGUACCAGAAACCAAUAAAUCAGUUCUACAGACUUCAGUUUGUAAACUGAAUUAAAAAUAAAAGUUAAUUUGAUUUAACCUGG